AGCUGUUAGCUUACAUUAAAUUAACUGUUUUGAGUUUAUUUGAAAUGCGACUGUUUAAAAACGAUUCGUCAUAAUCAUAAUGAAGCUGCAAUAUGUGAUGUUUUUGUGGACAACUGUCAUAAGCUCUUGUUUGGCUGAAGCUCUGUAUGAAAAAAUACCCAACGCAACAAUUGAAAAAAACGAAGGACUUCAUUCGAGUCCUGCUUCUACUAUAAAUGCAACAUUAGAUGGUGUUAGCGGAAGUCCCAUUACAGCUGGUAAUCUUAAUGUCACUGCGCUCACGAACGCACCUACAGCAAACGUAACGAAAAAUGCUACUGCGGUAGUCACGGAGCCGCCUUUGAUCGAUCCGCGUGCAGUGGAACAGGAGCACAACAGUUCUUUGUCACUAUUUUUUGUAAUAUGUGUCAUCAUGCUUGGUAUACUGCUUAUUCAUUCCAUGUUACAAACGGGCUUUCAGUAUCUUCCUGAAAGUAUUGUCGUUGUAUUUCUUGGUGCACUGAUAGGCCUCUUUUUAAACGUAAUGUCUGGUGAAAAUGACAGUUGGAAGCGCGAGGAGGUAUUCUCACCGACAGGCUUCUUUUUGGUAUUGCUACCGCCAAUAAUAUUCGAAUCGGGGUAUAAUUUGCACAAAGGAAACUUCUUUCAAAAUAUAGGCUCCAUACUAGUUUUCGCAAUUUUUGGUACAACCAUAUCUGCAUUGGUGAUCGGCGCUGGAAUUUAUUUGCUGGGACUAGCAGAAGUUGCUUAUCGACUCACCUUUUCGGAGUCGUUUGCUUUUGGUUCACUUAUCUCAGCGGUGGACCCUGUGGCCACCGUCGCAAUCUUUCAUGCUCUCGACGUGGACCCAAUACUGAACAUGUUGGUGUUCGGUGAAAGCAUACUAAACGAUGCCAUUUCUAUUGUUCUUACGGCAUCUAUAACGCAAUCAGCAACUGCAAAUGCUGAGGCUACCACCAGUGAGGCCGUAUUUAGUGCUUUAAAAACCUUUUGCGAAUUCGUCGUUGCCUCAGCUGGUAUUGGGGUUAUAUUCGGCUUGAUCUCGGCGUUAUUACUCAAGCAUAUUGAUCUACGCAAACAUCCUUCCCUGGAGUUCGGAAUGAUGCUUAUGUUUACCUAUGCGCCCUAUGUGUUGGCCGAGGGUGUACACAUGAGUGGAAUUAUGGCUAUUCUAUUUUGUGGUAUAGUUAUGUCGCACUACACCCAUUUUAACUUGUCGACUAUCACUCAAAUAACUAUUCAGCAAACAAUGCGCACGUUGGCCUUCAUAGCCGAAACAUGUGUGUUUGCAUACUUAGGGCUUGCCAUUUUUUCAUUUAAGCAUCAGGUACAUUUGUCAUUUGUCAUUUGGGCAAUUGUGUUAUGUUUGAUUGGAAGAGCUUGCAAUAUUUUUCCGCUGGCAUAUUUGGUGAAUAGGUUUCGCGAACACAAAAUCAAUAAUAGGAUGCAAUUCAUUAUGUGGUUUUCGGGGCUACGCGGCGCCAUUUCCUAUGCGCUCUCACUGCACUUACAUUUGGAUAGCCAGGAAAAGAGACAUGUCAUUAUUACAACUACACUUAUAAUUGUAUUGUUUACUACACUUGUAUUUGGUGGAUCGACUAUGCCCCUGUUAAAGUAUUUAAAGCCGGGAAAGAAACGUCGGAGUCGUGGAAACUUACGCACUGAAUCGGCUGCAGCUCACCCGUCACGUCGCAGCUCUGCUACACGUAAACGGAGCAAAUCUAUUUCCUUAUCAAAGACGCGGGAAUGGGGACAAGCCAUCGAUUCGGAGCACUUGUCGGAGCUAACAGAAGAGGAAGAUGUCUCAUUUUCACAGACACGGGUUGCUGGCUUUGGGCGUUUGGAUCGCAAAUAUCUUAUACCGUUUUUCACAAGACGCUUCAAUAGUCAGGAGCUGCAUGAGUGCAAGUCACAGAUGGCUGAUUUAACAAACAAAUGGUAUCAGGCUAUACGUGUCAGUCCUUUGGAUUCGGAUGAAUCAGACGAGGAGAUUGGUUUGUCGGCCACCACGAGCCAUAGCAAUUUAACGCGCUCGUAGAUGCUUGUGGAACAUCGACCUGUGCAUGUAUUUAAACGUUGUAACGAAUCAUAUGUACAUAUAUACAAAUGGGAAUAUACUUUCAGCAUAGUA
Scaptodrosophila lebanonensis is the source of this 2131-nucleotide messenger RNA. RefSeq names its product sodium/hydrogen exchanger 8 (gene Nhe1). Gene Ontology annotation, cellular component: Golgi apparatus; membrane. Gene Ontology annotation, molecular function: sodium:proton antiporter activity. The transcript has 4 exons. Bases 80 to 2038 code for a protein of 652 amino acids. The record is from RefSeq and is a predicted model, not a curated record. Gene Ontology annotation, biological process: regulation of pH; sodium ion transport; proton transmembrane transport. Lineage: Eukaryota; Metazoa; Arthropoda; Insecta; Diptera; Drosophilidae.